Messenger RNA from Linum tenue, 1324 nucleotides. Lineage: Eukaryota; Viridiplantae; Streptophyta; Magnoliopsida; Malpighiales; Linaceae. The record is from the annotation of a GenBank genome assembly.
CUGCGUCCACUGUCCAGUGCUCUGCUGGCGCAGCUCUAUCCACAGAGAAAAAUAAUUUGUGUGGCCAUGGCGAUUACCGAUUCCUCCUCCUUUCCCAAUUCCCAUCCCUCCCUUCCACCGUCUCUCUCACCAUCACCACCGCUUCCCAUUCUGUCCAUUUCCAAGUCCCCAUGGCCGCCGCCGCCGCUUCUCCCCGUCUCACCGCCCUCUUCGUCGCCCAAAACCGCUCCCUUGUCCCUCGACGCGCCACCGCGAUUCUCAAUCUCCGGCCGAAUACUCGCCGCCGGAGACAAAACCCCUCUCUCCACUUCCCUCCUCUGCCGUCCGGCCGAGACAUCUCCUGCAAGGCGACCGAGGUCUCGCUGAGCGAUGAGUCCCCAUCUCCGUCGUCCGGCGGCGGCGGCGGCAACUGGGUUCCGGUGGUGCCGCUGGCGGCGCUGCCGAAGGGGGAGCGGCGCGUGAUUAUUCAAGAAGGGGAGACGAUUCUCUUGCUUUGGUAUAAGGAUCAAGUGUUUGCCAUUGAGAAUCGGUCUCCUGCUGAGGGAGCUUACAGCGAAGGGCUCAUCAACGCCAAGCUCACCCAGGAUGGUUGUAUAGUUUGCCCCACAACGGAUAGCACGUUCGAUCUUCGAACUGGAGAGAUCAAAGAAUGGUAUCCAAACAACCCUGUGCUGAGAGUCCUCACACCUGCUCUCAGAUCACUCUAUGUAUACCCUCUUAAAACGGACGAACAGAACAUCUACUUAGGGAUGAGCGGAGGUGCACCGUCAGAUGCAUCUGCUGAGAUCGUAUUCAGUGGGACAGCUCAACCCGGUUUCACAUCAAGUGAUGUCAAUGUCGAGGAGGUGAGGAUGGUGGUCGACGAUGAGGUGGGAGGGUUCGGUUUCACGAGCAGGAACGAGUCGAUAAACGGGAAAGCAGCCGUGAUAGGGUUCUUGCUGCUGUUGGAUUUCGAGCUCUUGACGGGUGAGGGGCUACUCAAAGGUACAGGGUUCUUGGACUUCAUAUACUCUGUCUCCAACGCUCUCAACUAGAAGAGAGCCCAUCCCCCUUGAUCGGUUGGGAGUUUUCUGGUUGUGGAGACGACUGCUCCCGGGACUUAGUACUCUGAGAUUCAUUCAAAGGAAUUCGUCGAUGCAGAAUUGCAGACUUUACCUAUGUUUCUGGAUUUUUGUUGACCAUCUAUAAUAUUGCUGUAUAGUAUCUGAUUAGCAAGUACAGUACACCAGCUACAGUUCAUGCAAGAUCCAAAGGAAACGACGACAGACCUGCGCAUAGCUUCUAUAACUUUGAGCUAUUGAAUUGAAGGUAAACUAUUUCUUCA